Sinocyclocheilus grahami is the source of this 4137-nucleotide messenger RNA. RefSeq names its product cAMP-regulated phosphoprotein 21-like. The record is from RefSeq and is a predicted model, not a curated record. Gene Ontology annotation, molecular function: nucleic acid binding. The coding region runs from base 1 to 1755 and encodes 584 amino acids. The transcript has 17 exons. Lineage: Eukaryota; Metazoa; Chordata; Actinopteri; Cypriniformes; Cyprinidae. Gene Ontology annotation, cellular component: cytoplasm.
AUGGCGGCCUUGAGUGUGCGGAGACCGGCGGCUAGAGAAAAAGAGAGCAAGACAACUGUAUCUAGUAACCAUGGUGACAGUCCUGAGUGCAAUGAGGAGGAAGAGGAAACAAACAUCACGUCGAAAAAAACAAGUUUAUCUAAAGAGCCCAGUCUGGAGUACACCGACUCCACAGGCAUUGAUCUGGAGUUGUUUUUAAUCACUACUUUGAAAAGCAGUCCCAGGGACAGACUGAUGCUUCUAAAACUCGAGCAAGACAUGACUGACUUUAUGACAGACAACAGUUCCUAUAAAAAGUUCCCUCAGAUGUCCUCAUAUCACAGGAUGCUGGUCCACAGGGUUGCAGCUUAUUUUGGUCUGGAACACAAUGUGGAUCACAGUGGAAAAUCGGUUAUCAUCAACAAAACCUGCAAUUCCAGGAUACCAGAACAUCGGUUUGCUGAACAUGUUCAGGAGGAGAAAACAGAGGAAAGAAGAUCAAUACUGAAGAGAGACACCAGUCAGGAGAAAGAAGACAGUCAGCUGCGGGUUCCAUCUCUCAAAGAACAAAUGAGGAGCAAGUCAAUAGAGGAGAGAGAGGAGGAGUACCAGAGAGUCAGAGAACGUAUAUUCUCACAGGAUUCUACUUGUCUUUCGCAGAGUGUGUAUAUUGAGACCAGAGACCCUCGACCUUGGAGCAGCACAGAUUCUGACAGCCCGACAUGGACCUCUAAAUCUGCACACGCUCGUUCAGACAGCAGCUCUAAACUCUGCAAUCCAGUGUCUGAGUCAGCUCUAUCAUAUGCUCCACCCAACAACAGCCUUGCUUACAUUAUUGUGCCUGCUGAGUCAUCAAUACCGCCUGGGAGCAUCUUAUUGAAUCCACAUACAGGGCAGCCAUUUCUGAAUCCUGAUGGAACUCCAGCUGUUUACAACCCACCAGUAAGUCAGAAGCCAUGUAACCAGCUUAACCCAGUACAGUCACAAGCCCCGCCCCCUCCACCUCAGCAGCAGCCAGUAGCAAGCCAUGGUGUCCCACAGGUUCAAUACUCCUCUGUGACAUACCUUCCACCUCAGCAGUUAAACAUUUCUACCUCCCAGCAACACCCAAUAGAACAGACUAGGGAAGACAUUACUGCUAAGUUUGGUCACAUGAACUUGAGUCGCCAAUCUUCAUCAGGGGAUCUUCCAGAUAUGUCCUCAUUCUACAUGCAAGGAGCUCCACCCACACACAGCUAUGCUCCGCCCCACCACAGUUACGCUUCCUCUCACCAUUCAGACAGUUACAUAACCCCUGGAAUGACACUGGCUCCUCCCACAGCCCCGCCUCCUCAGAGUCAGCAGAACAGCCAGGUUUCAGUGUACAGUUACCCUGUUCAAUGUCCCAGUGCAUCUCAACAAUACGCAGCAGCCAGUUACAGUGCACAAACAGUAUACCCGCCUGUUAUGUCAAACCAACAAGGCUGCCCAGGCAUGAUGGGAAGUCAGAUUCGGCCCCAAACACAGCCUAGCAUUGUGGGACCUUACCCAUCCGUAUCCUCCUAUCAGGUAUCACAGCAGCAGCAACAACAACAACAACAACAACAGUCCUAUCCUGCAAUGCUGGUGUCAGGACAAAGUGGGCAGACACAGUGUUUGGUGCCCCCUGCUGGAGUUCAAGUAUACUGCAGCUCUUUGGCCCCUUCUUCCCCUCCUCUGAAUGUGAUGGGGGUUUCCUUCCAGUCAAGUAGCUGCAAAAAUGGCUGUAGCGUUAAUCAGAACCAGUGCUGGUACUAAGAGACACUAUGGGUUCACAUAUAGUGUUGAUAUGAAUUCAUAUGCAUUCAGUAUUUGUAGCUACACAAUAAUGUUCCCUACAGUCUGUAGCACUCGAAUCUGAUGAUAGCUUCCUUCAGAUUCAACCUUUUCUACUUUGUCAAAAACAUGUUUUGAAUUUUACUUUACGUGUACAUCAAUAGCGUCAUGUUUAAAUUGCUAUUAGAGCGUAAUUUAUACUAUUUAUAUUAUUACUUGUUUUUCUUAAUAUGGAUAAAAUGUUAUAUUUGAAUGGUAAUACUGAAUUUAUCUUGUUUAUAGAGGGCUAUAUUACAUAAAUUGGGAAUGAAACUAGAUUCAGUGUUCUCAGUUAUCAAAACAGUAUAUUAACCAUUUUAAAAUAAAUUUUGGUUUGUUUGUUUGUUUGUUUUACAGAAUUUUAUUAGGAUGUAACAUUUUACCAGACUGGACCAUAUCUAAGUGGCAAUUCCUAAAUAUAUGGCCAUUUAAUUGGUAAUCAGUUUGAUGGCUUAUUGUUUUAAUUACAUUCAUAAUAGAGUCAGCUGAUGUUCUCAUGGGCGUUUUAUUGGUGUUGCAGACAUCUUACAUUGACGUUGGCCUUUUCAGACAUUCAGGGAAAUGUAACUCAAUUUUAGGUGAGUAAUUUUGAUUAAAUGAGUUUGAUUACGAUUAAGAUGUAGGCCUAGAUUUGAUAAGAAUUUAAUAUAACGCCCUUAUACGUUCCUUAUAACGUUGCUUAUAAGAGAACAGCAUUCAUUUAAGAUUAAUCGUGAACGAAUCAUUCAGACAGAAUGAAUUGCAAUAUUGAACAGAUCCGACUCGGAACGAUUCAUUCGCAAAUCGGACAUCGAUAUUUAUCACGUGAAUUUGAAGAAUCGUAGAGGAGUCCAGUGAAAUUUUACUGAUAAAUCCUCGUCUGCCCGUGGAGAUUACCUUCCGAUAAACAUGUCGUGUUUUCUAUCAACUGUUCAGAACUGAAUUGGUUCGCGAUUCAGUUUGAUUCAUUCGGACAGCCAAAUUUUCCGUUUUGUGUUCCACUGAAAAGGUGUGGAACAACACGAGGGCGAGUAAACGAUGAUAUAGCCUAACGUUAUUUUGGGAUGUAAAUCGUCCCUUUAAAAAACAAACCAAAACACGUGGUCUGUUACCCGCGUGAUAUGUUGACAUACAGUAAAUUAUUGUUUUAAACAUGCAUUUAUCAAAAAAUAACAGGUUUCCGAGUGGAAAACAAGUUUGUCAACUCAAGUAGUCGAGAAAGAAAGCAGUGACAAGUUUAAAUGAGCUUUAAUAGAAAGGCACAUAUACAGCCAGAGAGAGAAUUAAAAGCUCUUAAAUGCAGAAACAGUUUAAAAUAAACUCCUCUAAUCAGAAGUGAGUCUCUGCCAGAUCAGCUUAACUGUUUGUUGUUCUGUCGUUCAUGAAUUCAAGUAUGUCAAAACUAAGUCACAGCCGCGUUCAUCUGAACUGAGAUCCGAUUACCCCACUGGCUCUUUUGUAACCCCCAGCUUUGUGUGUGUGUGUGUGUGUGUCUGUGCAAUUUUAAUGAAGGUAUGAAAGGUCAUUUGUGUGCCUAUAUGUGGAUGAGGGUGGAAGAAGGGAAGGGGUCUGUAAAAAUGGCUCACAAUCAGAUCUUUCCAGUCUUGCAGUGCUGAGUGAGUGAGAAAUGUCUGUUACUUCAUUAAUUAAUGCAGGUUAAAUAAAAGCAAUAAAUAUCUAUAACCUGACAUCAUGAUGUGAGAAAUGUUCCAGGGGGGUUAAAUGGGGCCAGAUAAUGAGGAAAACAAUUCACAGGAGGGGGAAAAAGGCAAGAUUCACAAGUUCUUAAAUAAAUGUGUUAAUAAGGCCAAACUUAAGUUAGAUUACAAGGCUAUGAUGCUACGCAACUAAAAUUGGGCGUUCCAAAGAGAACACUGGAACACUAAAAACAUGCAAAUCGCAUCUUCCGGGUUGUGAUUUCAGCAGUCAUUUUGUUCAGCUUAAGUGUACUGCUGUGCUUCAAUGAAAAUGGCCACCUUCAUAUACAAAAAUACACUUAAAGCAGUCGCGGCCGCUGCGCCGCAGCAUCUGUGUGCGUAAGCCUUGAGAGGAAGGUCUGAAAACACACAAACGCAGAGUUGAAUGCUGCCUGAAUGAUUGGUGGCACUACACCUGUCUCUAUCUCUAGCACUCGCUCAGCUUCGUUCCUUAUAUCACUCAUACUGUUGGUCUUUACUGACUGAUAUUCAUACAAACAGGCCCAAAAAACACACAAAUACAGUCCCAGAUUCUUGGUGUUGUUCAUUCAGGCCUGUCCUGCUCUGCCAAUGAGACAUCAGCAGGGUGUUGGGUGAGACUGUUGACUUUUUUUUGUCUGUAGAGGGUCUGAAAGCUAACCAGCAACAA